This is a messenger RNA of Fusarium poae, 420 nucleotides long. RefSeq lists its product as uncharacterized. The transcript has a single exon. NCBI's taxonomy places the organism in Eukaryota, Fungi, Ascomycota, Sordariomycetes, Hypocreales, Nectriaceae. The coding region runs from base 1 to 420 and encodes 139 amino acids. The record is from RefSeq and is a predicted model, not a curated record.
AUGCGACAUGUUUACAUUCAAAGACCCGCUCGAAACGACCCAGAACAUACACGAGCCCUUGUAGCCGAAGCAGAAGGGAUUCUCCUUUACGGCGACGUAGCUCGCGCAAGUGCUGGACGUGAGUGGUGGGGAACUAUCGUCAUAGGCGGUCUAGGGUCUGGUGAUAUCUCGGCGAACUGGAAAGGAUGGCUACGAGUCGAUCGCGAAGGCGUGCGUGGCUUUGGGUUAGGUAUCAGUGCAGAGGAGGCUCUAGAUCAGAAGGAGCAGAGACAGGAUGUUGUGGACAUGGCUGGUUGGGCGGUCACCUCGCAGUGGGGGGGAUUUACGUUCAAAGACGGUGACGAGGACGCUUCUGAGGGGGAUAUGAGAAAAUGGGACAGCUUUGACAAUAUAGAACGAGUCAAGGCCGACCGGGAAUGA